UCCUCAGAAAAGACAAAUAAAAAUAAUGAAUAGUGCUGAGGGUAAUUCUUUAGUUUUAUACCCUAUUUUUCAUGAAAGUGGAAGGAGGAUGACAGAUUUUGAUUUGAAAAUUUGAGAGCUUUCUUUGGCCAAUGUGAGGUUUUGAUUGAUGGGCACAACCUCUCACCUCCAAAAACCCAACAUUGGUUUUGGUAUUGGACUAUUGGGCAUCUUCCAAAAUCUUGAAAAGAGUGUCAGAUAUUACUGUAAGGGGAAGAUGAAAAAAGCCUCGGGCUUUGCUGAUAGAGAAAGAAGAUGCCCAUUUUCAUUUGAUAGAUGCAAUUGUGCAGUAGUUAUUAGAUAUCUUUGGAAUGUCAGGCAAGGCAAUAUAGGCUACAUCAAUAGGGUUGUCAGUCUUCAUCCGACUCUUUAUUGCUAUAGGCCUGGAAAGGCCUUCUGCUUUUAGCCCCUGUGUGUUUCAAAGGCCUGAGAUGGGUUCUUGCUGUUACAUCCUCGAUUCUCUGAAGGAAUUUAAGGCCAUUACAGCUAUGCUGUACCUUUUGGUUAGCCUUGGCUUUGAAUUUCUCCUCUGGGAAUCAUUUCAUAAAAGGCCCAGGCUUUUCUGUCAAGGUGGUCUUCUUUGUCAUUCCAGUGUCUCUGCAGCAAUCUGCAUGUGAAGAACAAGUGAAACAGUGGUGUGGUUAAUGGUUGAAUAGAGAAGGACAGAGGAGACUCAAUGGCAGCAUCAACUUCUUGUGCCAGUAAGAGCCCAUUUCCCAUGAAAGACACAACCUCUAACUUAAUUCCAUACCCAGCACCUCUAGCUAAAUAUGAGGAGGUUGCAGCGAAUCCUAAGCUGUUCAUGUCUACUUUGGAAAAGCUCCAUACUUCAAUGGGAACCAAGUUUAUGAUCCCUAUAAUAGGAGGAAGAGAGUUAGACUUGCAUCGACUGUUUGUGGAGGUAACUUCCCGUGGUGGUAUGGCAAAGAUUGUUAGAGAUAGAAGAUGGAAGGAAGUUACCGCUAUAUUCAACUUCCCCUCCACAGCUACAAAUGCUUCUUUUGUGCUGCGGAAAUAUUAUAAUUCGUUGCUUCUCCACUAUGAACAAAUAUACUAUUUCAAAGCUCAAGCAUGGAAUCCUCUCUCUUCUGAUAUUUCACAGAACCAUAACAUGACACCUGGUCCAGCUCCAAGGGGAGGAACUAAACGAAAAUCAACUGAAGCUCAGACCCUUCUGCUUCAGCAACCACAGAUAAUUCCAGAGAUUCCUGGAGCCGGGACACCAGCACCGUCAGAAGAUGACACUGUGUUUGGGUUUAUAGAUGGGAAAUUCGAAAGCGGAUAUCUUGUUACCGUCACCAAAGGCACAGAGAAGUUAAGUGGAGUACUGUACCAAGUUCCACAGAAUCCAGUACAGGAGGUUCCACAAGGCCCACAGAAUUAUAGCAUGGUGGUCAACAGAAACGACAGUACCUCAGCUGUACCUGUUCCCCAUCGUCGUCGACGAAGAAAGAAAUCUGAGAUAAAAAGGAGGGACCCUGCUCACCCAAAACCGAAUAGAAGUGGGUAUAACUUUUUCUUUGCUGAACAGCAUGCAAGGCUGAAGCCACUUCAUCCGGGGAAGGAUAGAGAGAUAAGUAGAAUGAUUGGUGAAUUGUGGAAUAAAUUGAAGGAGUCUGAUAAAGGAGUGUAUCAGGAGAAAGCCGUGAAAGAUAAAGAAAGGUACCGAGUAGAAAUGGAGGAAUACCGGGAGAGGUUGAAGGCUGCUCAAGUCAUCAGUGAUGCAGUCCCACUACAGCAGCGGUCUCCUGAAGCAGAUGCAAGUAUGGCAGAAUCAGAAACCAAGAUUGAAGAAACCGAGCCUGGCGACUCUCCUGAAACUGCAGAUGAAAGUAGCGAGAGUAGUUCUAGCAAAUCAGAGAAGUGAAUGUAGAGGCAUCUAUAGGAGCCAAGUAUUGUUGUUCUGAAGUUGUAUGCUGAUGAGGGUUUCAUCUCACCACAUUGGAGAGGAUAUCUGGUGGUGAAAAGAAGCCUGAGGUAGUAAUCUUACAGAUACAGAUAAAACCAUUAGCUAAUGAAGAAGGCUAAAUGUUUUCUUUUA
Molecule: messenger RNA, 2080 nt
Organism: Rosa rugosa (rugosa rose)
Lineage: Eukaryota; Viridiplantae; Streptophyta; Magnoliopsida; Rosales; Rosaceae
Product: high mobility group B protein 15
Exons: 7
Coding region: 716-1906 (396 amino acids)
Molecular function (GO): DNA binding
Source: RefSeq, a predicted model, not a curated record